Molecule: messenger RNA, 1817 nt
Organism: Puntigrus tetrazona (Sumatra barb)
Lineage: Eukaryota; Metazoa; Chordata; Actinopteri; Cypriniformes; Cyprinidae
Gene: batf2
Product: basic leucine zipper ATF-like transcription factor 2
Exons: 3
Coding region: 1027-1548 (173 amino acids)
Biological process (GO): regulation of transcription by RNA polymerase II
Cellular component (GO): nucleus
Molecular function (GO): DNA-binding transcription factor activity, RNA polymerase II-specific; RNA polymerase II cis-regulatory region sequence-specific DNA binding
Source: RefSeq, a predicted model, not a curated record
UUAAAUAAAAAUAAUAAUUACAAGCAAGCAGCCAUAAUAACAUUAAUACAGAAGACCUUUGUAUUAGUGUUUAUGGUAAAUUACAAGUGUGGGGAAAAAAAUGAUGAGGAUAUUGAAGAUCUCAUUGAAGAAGUGUAUUGCAGCAUAGCAAAGUAUGACAUUAAUAAUAAUCGCAAUGUGGAACAAUAUAAACAAUAAUAAUAUGAUCUGAAACGUGCGAUUGAUCAAACUGUUUGUCAGUGUCCUUUGGCUUUCACCGAAAGAAAAGUUUAAUAGCUUGGCCACGUUAACUGCAGGACAGCCCCCCCUGAAUCCUUCCGGUAAAUUCCGGUAAAGUCUACCUCAGUUUUCGGUUUUCCCGUCUUUGAAAAGGCAGCCCUUAUGGUUGCAGCAGAUAUCUAUCACAUCCCUCAGCUGCCACCAUGUACUUGGAAGUUAAAGUCACGAGUCGACUGCAAACAUUUCUCCCGGGAGAACCGCGUAGAUGCUGAAUUGUUUUCGUAACGAUUUUUUAACGAGGCAUUCAUUUAAUUCGUUGCAUCAACAUCAGCAGUAAUGCAAUACAGAAACAGCCUUUCAUAGGUAGGAAAGGUAGCUGAGCCCGUUUGGACUUCCUACUUGGAAUUCCCAGUAUUUGUCAGCGUAGAGCGGGAAAUGAACAACCCAAAUACUGGCAAUACCGUGCCGGAAGCGAUGAUCUCCGCUAACCGGGCCAUUUAAAAUAAUUCGAAACCGAAAACAGUCUGGUCCAGCCCUCUGUUGCGUCAGUCCAUUCACAGAGCUAUUGGCUCAUUCCGCCGCCCACGGCCAACAUCACAAAGACCUCGGAGCACUUUAAAUCAUGACCAGGCGCUGUAGCUGCCCAGACAACUUCUGCUUCGUGGUCCUUUCGGUGCGCUCGCUUUUUAGCUCGGAGGAUUGUGGACCGCACGGAAAUAUUAAUAAAGACCGAUGAUUUGUUCUGAAAGUGUACAUGCAAGCAUUUUGGUCAGGUGUAACUAUCGAUAAGCAUCCGUGCACUUGGAGAUGCCAGUUGCUAUCAUGGACAACUUUGACCGGGGAAGUCCUUUCUCUCAAAGUGAUUCUCAAAGUCCUCUUGAUUGGAGCACACAGUCAGAGGACCACAGGCACCAUCGCAGAGAGAAAAACAGAAAUGCAGCUCGCAAGAGUCGCAGAAAGCAGACAGAAAAGGCAGACGUUCUGCAUGAGGAACUCCAAACCCUAGAGCAGUCGAAUGCCGCCUUCAUAAAAGAAAUCGCUGAACUGAGGAAGGAGCUUCAGUUCUACACCACAGCCUUGGAACAACAUAUACCUCAAUGCACUAAACUGUGUCCAUUCGAACCAACGGUUAGUGUUACAGGAGGUCCGUCCGCAGCUACACCCUCUACCUCAGAUAUCGGCUUCAACUCUGACCCCAACCUCCUGCCGGAACUUGCGUUCUUACCAGACACUAAUUCAGUGGACUUAUCUCUAACAGACCUCCUGGACAGCGGUGAUUGGUGUCCGUGGGAUUCGGUGAACGGAAAUGGGUGUCUACAGCAAUUCUGAGGUGCUGUACACAGUUAUUGUUCACAAGGUUUACACACUACUACACCCCUACUACUGGUGCUAAAAACCCACGAUCCAUUAAGGUGUGAAUAUGUUGUUUCGCAUUAUUUAUUUCAACAAUAUUGUGAUACUUUACUACGAUUUUAGAUACUGGCAUUAUAUAUUUUUGCAUAUGCAAGACCACAGCCUAUCUUAGGCUGAAUGAUUGAUAUUGAUCGACUUUCAUUUGUAACAUGAAAAUCUUCAUAAAUUAUAUUUUAAUAAUUUAA